AUGGAAGGGGGAAUUGCUGCCGGGCCACCUGUCGGGGCACCCGUCGGCCUCGUGCUGCCUCAAGAUGAACUGAAACUGUACGAGAAUUUUUGCCCUCCCCGCUCACCGUUCUUUAAAACAAAAAGAAAGAUAAUCUAUCCAACGUAUGUCUUUAUUGUUGUUGCCCACCUUUCCUAUCUUCGUCCUUGCGCCUUCUCCAUUUGGUGGCCGCCUUUCAAGCUUAUACUCAUUGUCGACCAGAUGUUCGCGGCGGCAGGCGGCCAUGGUGGCUUCGGUGGCGGCUUCGGUGGCGGCUUCGGCCGUGGAGGUCGAUUCGGUGGCUGCGGUGGCAGCGGCGGCAGCAACGGUGGCGGCAGACGUGGCGGCAACGGUGGCCGGUGGGGUGGUGGCAGCAGGCGUCACCCCGCCGGUGGGAUCGGGAAGAGUGGCCCCGGCGGCGGUGAUGCCGGCAAGAUCAACCGCCUGCGCCGGCAGGCAAACCUCCUCGUCCGUCUUGGGGCCUUGCGGCGGGAGGUGGAGGAGGCCGAGCAGCAAUUGGCCGAGCUGCGGGAGUACGACCGCGCCAUUGAGCGCGAGGAGCAGCGACGGGCGACGGCAGUAAGCGGCGACAACGGCGACGGCGGCAACGGCAACAACGGCAACGGCGACAACGGCGACAACGGCGACAACUUACAGGCUAUGGUGGCAGCUGCGGUGGCAGCAGCAGCAACUAACAACAGCGGCAACAACAGCGGCAACCUCGGCGGUAGCAACGGCGGCAACCUCAGCGACAGCAACAGCAACGGUAGCGGCAAUGGUGGCAACGGCGGCGACGACGACAGCGACGACGACGAUGGUGGCGUCAAUAUAGGAGAAGCGGAAAUGUAG
Cladophialophora immunda is the source of this 867-nucleotide messenger RNA. RefSeq lists its product as uncharacterized. Lineage: Eukaryota; Fungi; Ascomycota; Eurotiomycetes; Chaetothyriales; Herpotrichiellaceae. The coding region runs from base 1 to 867 and encodes 288 amino acids. The record is from RefSeq and is a predicted model, not a curated record. The transcript has 9 exons.